AUGCAGAGGCAGCGCAGCAGCAGCGGCACCAUGAAGAGGGACCCAAGCCACGACAACGUCCAGAAGCUGAGCGCCGCCGAGAUGCAGCAGCUGACUAGCGAGCCCAAAUCGCUUCCCAUUGCGCCCGCGCCAGACUUUGUCCAGGAGCGAGAGGCCAUUCGACAGUCUCUGAUGAGGCCACCGGAGCAGCCCCAUGCCGACGGAUUCCAGCGGCCGAAUGGCCUGGCGGCAGAGACCCGGACAGUCAGCGGAUGGCUGCCCAGAGAAGCCCGAGCUCCAAUGCGUCGCUCUGCGUCAGCGAAUAGGACCGUAUCGACGCCGCCGACGACCCGAGAUGUUCAAGGCCUUGGUAUCCAGGCGCCUGCGUCACCGCCGCGACGACUGUCAUUUGUUCCUGGGACACGCCCUCAGGGGCUGAACCUCAACCUGGACGGAGCCGCAAACGCAGGCACAACCGGAAGCGUGGUAUCACCGCCCAUCAAGACCGGGCCACCAACUUUUGCGUCACAGCAGCCCGGACCUAUCCAACCUGCAAGCUCCGGCAUCCGGCCGCCGUCUCCCAUCCCGCCCAUGAUUCCGCUCCCGCCAAUGUCGAUCCCUACGCAUCUUCAACUUGAACUGUCCCAACAGCGCCCAAGCCCUCUUUAUAUCCACCAGUCCUAUACCAACGAUAUUCCGUACGAGUCUCACGCCGUCAAGUUCGAACGUCUGAAGAACGUCCUCCUGAUACCCCCAUUUCUGGAGCGAACGCUGUAUUUUGGUGCGCUGGCCUGCUUGGAUGCCUGGCUGCACACCUUUACCAUUCUCCCCAUCAGGUUUACCAUGGCCCUCGCCGUCUUGGUGCAAUGGUGGAUGUAUGUCAUCUUUAAGGAAGUCAAGUGGCUGGUUGGCUUUGUCUGGUAUGGCCUCGGGCGAGUAUGGCGCCGGGCUCGAGCAGUGCGCGGUCGAAGAAUUAGUGAUGCGUCCGACAGCGCCAGAUCGCGCAGCUGUAGUAGAGCCAGCGAGGUCUCCGUGGACGGCGCAUCGCCUGGCAUUCGGCACCGCUCCAAUGGAAGGAUGCGAACCGAUUCACGCGCUCGCGCUCGCAGCAAUCCGGGACCGAAGUCGGGCAUCUUUCGGCACCGACGGACAAAGUCGACGCCGUCCAACCUCUCGUCCUUCCACAAGGCCGAUUUGCUCCAGGGCGCAGUCAUCAUAUGUAGCUCUCUCGUGCUGAUGAAACUGGACGCCAGCCGAAUGUAUCACCUUAUCCGCGCGCAGUCGGCCAUCAAGCUGUACGUCGUGUACAAUAUCCUCGAGGUUGGAGAUAAACUACUCUCAGCCCUGGGCCAAGACAUCCUCGAGUGUCUGUUUAGCUCAGAGACCCUAUCCCGUAAUGCGUCUGGCCGGUCCAAGAUUCUCCUGCCGCUGGGCAUGUUUGUGCUUGCUUUGAUAUACUGCGUACUCCAUUCCGUGGCCCUGUAUUACCAAGUCAUUACCCUCAACGUGGCCGUCAACUCCUAUUCCAAUGCCCUCCUUACGUUACUCCUAUCCAACCAAUUUGUCGAGAUCAAAAGCACGGUUUUCAAGCGCUUCGAGAAAGAUAGUCUGUUCCAGCUUACCUGCGCGGAUAUAGUAGAGCGCUUCCAUCUCUGGGUCAUGCUGCUCAUCAUCGGCAUGCGAAAUAUUGUCGAAGUGGGCGGCCUCUCUAUCCCGGGAGCCAGUAUGAGCGAUGACGCUCCCACCAAAGCGGCGCCUCUCCACUCGGCAAGCAUCCUCCCUCACAGCUUUACCGUGCUUCCAUCCUGGGUCAUGUCGGGAGAGGUUCUCUCACCGUUUCUCAUUGUCGUAGGCAGCGAGAUGCUGGUAGACACCAUCAAACACGCUUAUGUGACAAAGUUUAACAACAUCAAACCAAAGUUCUACAACAGGAUCCUCGACAUCCUAUGCAAAGACUACUAUACCAAUGCCUUCACAGCUCCCGCUCUCACGAGAAGACUCGGUCUCGCCGUCAUCCCUCUAUCCUGCCUCUUCAUCCGCGCCUCCAUCCAAACAUACCACAUGCUCCUAUCCGCCCAUGUUCCUAUGCCUCUCCAUAUAUCGACCCAGACGUCUCUAACAGAAGCAUCCGCAACGCCCUCCUCUCCCGCCAUGAUUGCAGCCCUCAACCGCUUCGACACUCUUAUCCGCGACUCUCUAGGCCGCGCCACUUACGGAUAUCCUUAUGACCAUCCGCUCAACUCGCGCCCCUGGUACAGAUGGACCUCGGAUGAUGCCAUUGCAGCCAUCACCAUGGUAGUCGUCUUCUUCAUCAUCUUCCUCGUGCUCCUUAUUCUCAAACUCCUCCUCGGAAUGAUCCUCCUCAAGUACGCCCGCAACCGCUACGCCAAGAUGAAGCAGAAGGAAGCUCUCGUUGCCGCUGGACAAGCGGAAUGGGACAACUACAAGGCUAAUGGGAUACGAGUGGGUGGCUUUGGACAGGUAGAAGUCACAGAAGACAAGCGUCGCUGGAUAAACGCCGAUCCCACGGAAGGGCUGAAGAAGAAGAAGAAGGAAAGGGACGAUAGGAAGCCGACAAAUGUGGAAGGGGAUUAUCAGGGCGUGUUUCGAUAUGACAUGGUGGAAAAGAGGAUUUGGUGAGGUGUUAUGUACAGUACUGGAUUAAAGAGUAACUCCAUGGGUGGCGCAAUUCGUUCCGUUGUUU
Trichoderma atroviride IMI 206040 is the source of this 2683-nucleotide messenger RNA. The record is from RefSeq and is a predicted model, not a curated record. Lineage: Eukaryota; Fungi; Ascomycota; Sordariomycetes; Hypocreales; Hypocreaceae.